AUGUCAGAUUUCGGGUUCGAUGCAUAUAGUGGUGGUGGAUUUGGAAAUAUUUCACAAGGUGGAUUUUCAGCUGAUCAUCAAGGAUCUUCACAAUCUCAAAAAUCCAAUCAAGUAAGACAAAGUUUAACUCCUGUUACAAUUAAACAAAUUAAUGAUGCUUCACAACAUGUACCAGAUGCAGAAUUUAAAGUUAAUAAUGUUGAAUUAAAUAUGAUAUCGUUUGUUGGAGUAGUAAGAAAAGUUGAUAAUAAUAAUGCUACUAUUGUUAUUACAAUUGAAGAUGGAACUGGAUCAAUUGAAGUUCGUGUUUGGAUAUCUGAACAAAUUACAACUGCAGAACAAGAAACUCAAAAAUAUGAAGCUUUACUUAAUAGAUAUGUUUUUGUUGGUGGAUCUUUAAAACAAUUUAAUAAUCGUAAAAGUGUUCAAAAUUCAUCAAUUUUCCCAAUUACUGAUAGUAAUCAAAUUUUAUAUCAUCAUCUAAGUGCAAUUGAAAAUCAUUUGAAAGCUCAAGGUAUUCAAAAACCAAGUAGUUCUGGUGGAUCUUUAUUUGUUGAUGGUAAUUCUAACACCAACUCAGGAGUUGCUGGUGCUCAAGGAAAUCAAGGUGGUUCUCUUACUGAUCGUGUUUUGGCUGUUUUGAAAGAAAAUAGUACCACCAUGCAAGAAGGUGUUCCUGUUGAUUAUAUAAGUCAGAAAUUAAACAUUUCAAGAGAAGAAGCUCUUGAACAUGUCAAUAAAUUGGUUGAAGGUGGUAAAGCAUAUGCUGGUUAUGAUGAUAACACUUACAUUUGUAUUUAA
Messenger RNA from Candida tropicalis MYA-3404, 801 nucleotides. RefSeq names its product Rfa2p (gene RFA2). The transcript has a single exon. Gene Ontology annotation, biological process: nucleotide-excision repair; double-strand break repair via homologous recombination; DNA replication. The coding region runs from base 1 to 801 and encodes 266 amino acids. Gene Ontology annotation, molecular function: DNA binding. Gene Ontology annotation, cellular component: nucleus; DNA replication factor A complex; site of double-strand break. Lineage: Eukaryota; Fungi; Ascomycota; Pichiomycetes; Serinales; Debaryomycetaceae. The record is from RefSeq and is a predicted model, not a curated record.